Labrus bergylta (ballan wrasse) is the source of this 10087-nucleotide messenger RNA. It is a transcript of the gene kat6a, whose product is annotated as K(lysine) acetyltransferase 6A. The record is from RefSeq and is a predicted model, not a curated record. Gene Ontology annotation, biological process: positive regulation of transcription by RNA polymerase II; nucleosome assembly; negative regulation of DNA-templated transcription. Gene Ontology annotation, molecular function: transcription coregulator activity; histone acetyltransferase activity; DNA binding. NCBI's taxonomy places the organism in Eukaryota, Metazoa, Chordata, Actinopteri, Labriformes, Labridae. Gene Ontology annotation, cellular component: MOZ/MORF histone acetyltransferase complex; nucleosome; chromatin.
CCCACCAGCCAGCCGUGCUCCUGUUUCACUCAAAGAUGGCGUCGGCUCUAGAACCCCUUGGUCUGUGGCUGCAUUUUUAAGGCUUGUUGUUGUCUCUAUUACGCACGGGUUUGGCACCUUCUCCUCGGCGGGCUCGACACCAAAUCCCGGAUUCCUCAUCCACCAACGUGCAAUACUAGGCGUGCAGGGGAUCAACCCCGGUUGCUCCCUGUGGUGAGAGAUCUGCUCCGUCCCAGAGCCGAGAAGCCGAGACUACUGGAGAAGUAAAAGGACAGAACAGGAAGCGAUUACGAGGAAACGCGGCGGCAAAAAAACAAACCUUGUGGAAUGUUGUUUUCCUUCAUCUUCACUGUAUUUGACUCGCCUUGAUCGUCGAAGCACUAAUUUCAUAUCUCGGAGACCGUGAUCAUCGUCCAGAACAUACAUUGAGAUCUGCCUGGUUGACAUUUUUAAAAACUAUUUAUUGGGAGUUUGCCACAGGCGAAGCAGGAAACAUCUUAUUUUUGUGGAAGUCCUUCUCAUCAGGAUCUACUCCGACCUCCUUUGUGUACCGUGGAAGUUUAACUUGUUCAUACACAUCUGCUACUUCCUCCACCCCCCCUGCUUCUUGCCAGGGAGCUUCACCUGGCUAGGAGUGGGUGGUGGGUAGACUGCAUUUCCCCGGGUGGAGGGUUGGGUGGGGUUUGUGCUAUGGUCAGCUGUUUAUUACCGUGCUGCUCAUACUCAGCUUCUGAGGGACUCUCCGUACGACCCCAGGACAAGGGAUAGUAAGCAGGCAGAGGGCAACAAGGAGGAGGAGGCGGCGCUACGGCGCAGGCCAGGUGUUUCCUUGGCUAACAGUCUCUAUUUUUGUGUGUGGUCAUUGCGGUGAGGCCCCCCCGCCCACACUCAGACCACAGCCAUGGUGAAACUGGCAAACCCAACGUACACACAGUGGAUCUUAGAGGCCAUCAAGAAAGUGAAGAAGCAGAAGCAGCGACCGUCAGAGGAGCGCAUUUGCAAUGCCGUCUCCAUGUCCCACGGCCUGGACCGCAAAACGAUCCUGGAGCAGUUAGAACUCAGCGUGAAGGAUGGCACCAUUCUUAAAGUUACUAACAAGGGUCUCAACUCUUACAAGGACCCGGAGAACCCUGGGCGCUUGGCUCCGCCCAAGUCCAAAAGUAGUGGCAGCUCUGGAGGAGGAGGAGGCGGCGGCAGCAGCGAGAGAAGCAGCAGUGGAGGAGGAGGAGGAGGAGGUGGUGGUGGUGGCAGCAGCAGUGGUGGCGGCUCCCACUCCCAUUCUCACUCCCAUUCCCAUUCCCACUCCCACUCCCAUUCAGGGAAGAAACCGGGACUCGACUGGAACAAGUUGAUCAAGCGGGCUCUAGAGGGGCUCCAUGAGCCCGGCGGCUCCGGCUUAAAGAACAUAGAGCGCUUUCUCAAAUGCCAGGCUGAUGUGGCGGCCUACUUAUCGGGCAGUGGCUCCAUGGGGCCCGGUCUCUUCCACCAGCAGCUGAGGGUCGCCCUGAAGAGGGCUGUUGCUCACGGACGCGUGGCCAAGCAAGGUCCACUGUUCCAGCUCAUCAGCCGCAGCAGCACCCUGGACGAUGGGACCGGCACGGUGUCUCUGGAAUCCCUGCCACCUGUGCGGUUGUUACCCCACGAGAAAGACAAGCCGGUUGCAGAGCCAAUCCCCAUCUGCAGCUUCUGUUUGGGCACCAAGGAGCAGAACCGCGAUAAGAGGCCGGAGGAGCUCAUCUCCUGUGCCGACUGUGGGAAUAGCGGCCACCCGUCCUGUCUCAAGUUCUCCCCGGAGCUCACAGCAAGAGUCAAAGCUCUGUGGUGGCAGUGCAUCGAAUGCAAGACUUGCAGCAGCUGUCAGGAUCAAGGGAAGAACGCGGACAACAUGUUGUUCUGUGACUCUUGCGACCGGGGUUUCCACAUGGAGUGCUGCGAUCCUCCCCUCACACGGAUGCCAAAAGGCAUGUGGAUUUGUCAAAUCUGCCAACCCAGGAAAAAGGGAAAGAAGCUUCUACACGAGAAGGCAGCACAAAUCAAACGGCGCUACAACGCACCGCUGGGGCGGCCCAAGAACAGGCCAGGGCGGCCCUUCAAGAAGCUGGGCGGUCGAGGUCGGCGGAAGCGCUCGGCCUCGGCCAACUCCUCCUCCAGCUCCUCCUGCGAGGGUUACCCGGGCGAUGACAGGCUUCUGUUUUCGCUCCGGGACGACGAUGACCUCUCGCAGAGCGGCCUGCGCUUCAACAACAAAACCAAGGGCCUCAUCGACGCGCUCACAAAGUUCUUCACGCCGUCGCCCGAGGGCCGCAAGGCACGUCAGGAGGUGGUGGACUACUCCCAGCAGUGUCGCAUCCGGAAGAAAUCCAGUCGUAAAGGAGAAGGCGACGACAGAGGGGACAAUCAGGACGGCAGCGACUGGCGGGACGAAGACGAGAAACUGCCCGGUCAUGAGAACCUAACAGAAAAAGACAUCGAGCUGUUCAGACACAUCCAGGAGCUGGCACUACAGAAAGUAGGGGUGACGGGUCCACCAGACCCUCAGAUGCGCUGCCCGUCAGUCAUCGAGUUUGGAAAGUUUGAAAUCCAGACGUGGUAUUCGUCUCCCUACCCCCAGGAGUACAGCAGGUUACCGAAGCUCUACCUGUGUGAGUUUUGUUUGCGCUACAUGAAGAGUCGCAGCAUCCUCUACCAGCACAUGAAGAAGUGCAGCUGGUUCCACCCUCCUGCCAACGAGAUCUACAGGAAGGACGACGUCUCUGUGUUUGAGGUUGAUGGGAAUGUGAGCACAAUCUACUGUCAGAACCUGUGUCUGCUGGCCAAGCUGUUCCUCGACCACAAGACCCUCUACUAUGACGUGGAGCCCUUCCUUUUCUACGUCCUGACCCAGAAUGACAGCAAGGGCUGCCACCUCGUCGGCUACUUCUCCAAGGAGAAGCACUGUCAACAGAAGUACAACGUAUCAUGCAUCAUGAUUCUUCCACAGUACCAGCGCCAGGGCUACGGACGCUUCCUCAUCGACUUCAGUUACUUAUUGUCUAAGCGCGAGGGCCAGCCAGGAUCUCCAGAGAAGCCGCUGUCUGACCUCGGUCGGCUGUCCUACAUGGCGUACUGGCGCAGCGUGGUGCUGGAGUGUCUCCACGAGGUGCGCGACCGACAGAUCACCAUUCGACAACUCAGCAAACUGACAGGGAUCUGCCCGCAGGAUAUCACCACCACCCUGCACAGCCUCGGCAUGCUGGAGCCACGAGGAGAAAGCAUGGUCCUGGUGCGCAGGGAGAAGCUGGUGUCUACCCACAUGUCUCGUCUCAAGGCGCGGCCACGGCAGCUGGAGGUGGAUCCCGAUAGCCUCCGCUGGACCCCCGUCAUUGUAACCAACACUGUGGUCUCUGAUGCAGAAGGAGAUGAUGACGAGGAGGAGGAUGAAGAACCAGAGGAAGAAAAACACAAAGAGAUCAAACCAAGUCACAAGGUCCCACCGCUGUCCUGGCACAUGCGCCAAGGAAAGAAGAGGGAGGAGGAAGAGGAGGACGAUGACGAGGAGGAGGAAGAGGAAAGAAAGGGCUUCUUGGGGUUUCCCAUUAGCCAAAGCUCUCCAAGUUCCUCUCCUGCACGCUGUCCGCCGCCUCUCCCAGAGCCGCCGCGUCCCCCUCCACCUGCAAACGGAGAACGCAGACCAAGGGGGCGCCCGCCCAAAAACUGGCCCUGGGGCAAGGUGAAAGACAGCGCGAGGGUGGGACGGCCACCUAAGAUCCGCUCGGUGGAGGAUGAAGACGACGAAGACGAGGAGAGGACCGAAGGAGGGAAAACCGCCGGCUCUGCCAACAGCCCCCCCUCCCUUUUCUCACUGGACAGACAAGCAGAGUCCACAGCCUUUCACACGCUAGACAUGGCCCGGCACCCCUCCAUAACCCCCAACCGACGAGGCCGGCCGCCGAGGAAAAAGAGAGGCCCAAAGCCUCGACUGUCCGAGGGGCCCGGCGAGGGGCUGACCCAGCUCCCUGUGGUCUCCAGGCUGAACGAGUCUCCACCCAUCAGGAAGAGCUGCUUCAGUGAGAGCAGCGAGGAGGAGGAGGAGGACGACGACGAAGACGAGGAAGAGGACGAGGAGAGGAGGGCGUGCUCUCCUCCCAUUCUCACCAAACCUGCAAUGGGGCUCAAAUGCAAGAAGCCACUGAGAAAGCGUCGCUUUCGCCAGCGCAGCCACCCUCACAGCAGCGUUGUCACGGAGACCAUCUCCGAGACAACCGAGGUGCUGGACGAGCCCUUUGUGGACUCGGACUCAGAGAGGCCCAUGCCGAGGCUAGAGGAGGAGACGCUGCACCGUUACCCCCCAGCCCGCUCUGCCCUGAGGUUAUCUGACCCGGCGCCCAAAAGAGGCCGACACUCCAACCUCACGGACUCCGAGGAAGACGAGCUGACGCCCGUGCUGAAGCCUGUGGCAGCUCUGACGGCAACGCAAUCGGAGACGCUAGCAGCCAACCCUGAGGUCCCAGUGAAGAAGAAGAAAGGCUGGCCUAAGGGGAAGAGCCGCAAACCGCUGCACUGGAAGCAACGAGAACCUGGAAAAACACCCGGUGCAGACAGUCAGGCCCAAAGCGGGGAUCCUCCACCACCACCCAAAAUCAAGAUGAAGCCCGGACGCAAGCCCCGCAGCUGGUACCUGCAGCGUGCCCAGGAGGAGGCGGAGAGGCAGGAGCAGGAAAGACAAAGACAGCUCGACAAAGACCCACAGCUGCUCCAGACCGACGAUCGUAACAGCAAACGAGUCUGCAGAACCAACGCUGACAGAGACCGCAAAGAGAAAGACUCAGACGAAGAAGACGACUAUCACCCUAAGCCGGUUGAGCAGAAGGUGCCCAGGAGGCGAGGGAGACCGCCCAAGAACCGCACCCUCCUUCAACCACCACAGCCCGCCCCCAAACCGCCUCCUGCCUCUGAGCCAGACGAGGAGGAGGAGGAGGAGGAGGAGGAGGAGGAGGAGAAUCUAGGAGCGUGGGAGGAAGAGAAACCCAGCCGUCCACCGUCCCGUCCCCUGAUUUCUCCUUCAUCCUCUUCUGCCACUUCAGGGCCCCGGGCCCCUCAAUCCCGGCCUCAGGACACAGACGUGGGAGACAGGGAAGAAGACGAUGAUGACGAGGAGAGGGAGGAAGAGGAGUGUGGCAGCACAGGUAGCGGUGGUGGGAGUAUCAACAGGCGGACAGCGGUCACACCGGGCUCGGGGAGCAGGCGCAGUGAAGACCACGACGCAGACGAUGAAGGUGACGGACACUUGGAGGAUAAGAGCAACAACAGUGGUGUUAAGAAGAGAAAAAGUCAGGACUCGGAGGACGAAGAGGACGACGAGGACGACGAGGAAGAACCGGCCUCCCGCGCCAGCUCGCCUCCGGUCAAAGAAGAACCCCAAGGUGGGGAGGCUUUUUUAGACAUGGAGAGCAGCGCGGCUCGGGAGUAUGUCAGCAAGCAGGAGGAGGAGGAAGAGGAGGAGGAGGAGGAGGAGGCUGAGGAGGAGGAGGUGGUGGUGCAGGAGACCAAAUGUCAACCCCCCUCCUCGGCUGACCCUCAGCAGGAGGAGAGGCGGCGCAGAGAGCAGGAGGAGUCGGCCGCAGCUGCAGCAGCGGUGGAGACGGUGACGGCCAUGUCUGCUCCCUCGGAGCCCAUGGAGCUGCAGCCUCUGCACCCCGAGGACAAGGACGUCACGCUGCUGAUGGAACCCCAACACUCACAUCCACACUCCCACCCGCACCAGCAUUCUGACUUCAAAGAGGAGCUCGGACACCAUCACUCCCACCACCCCCAUCAUCAUCACUCCAAUGAGCUGGACCUGGAGACCAUGCAAGCCGUCCAGUCCCUGACUCAGGGGGAAGCCCAGGACGAGGAGGCCGAACCCCAGCCGCACCAUGGGGCCUACCAGGACUGUGAAGAGACCCUGGCCGCCUGUCGGACCCUGCAGAGCUACAGCCACGCGGGGGAGGCCGAGGAGGAGGCCCUGGCGUUGGUAGAGGAGUGCGGGGCUUCCCAACACAGCAGCCCCCUCCCAAAUCCUCCAGUGGCCCCCCUGCCCAGUCAGUCUGUGCGCUCAGUGAACAGUCCCGGGUUGAACUCAGGCCUCAUGGACACGGCACCAGCCGGGCAGAGGGGAGGGACACCCGGCCCUAACGGAGCAGGGGGAGGCGGCGGUGGAGGAGGGGGCUACACCCAGAUCACACCAGAACACCCCAGCUCUCUCUCAGCCCCCUCCCAGCAGAACAUGGAGACGUCACCGAUGAUGGACGUGCCGUCGGUGUCGGACCACUCGCAGCAGGUGGUGGACAGCGGCUUCAGCGACCUCGGCAGCAUCGAGAGCACCACGGAGAACUACGACAACCCCAGCAGCUACGACUCCACCAUGGGAGGAGGCGGGAGUGGGACGGGGAACGGGGGCAACGGAGGAGGAAUGUCGGCCGCCGUCGUCACAGGAGGUUCAGCGGUUUCAUCGUCAUCGGCCUCCUCUUCUUCUUCUUCCAGCUCGGCCACACCGUCCUCCUCUCAGUCCAACAGCUGCUCCUUCGUGCCCGCCCCCGGCCACACAUCUUCCACGGGAACGGGCGGAUCCCAAAUAGGGAUGGGCAGCUGUAAUCUAAUCCCACAAUCUGGACCGGGUGCCAGUGCUGUACCGCAGCCUCCACCGCCCCCACCCCCGUCCAACACGGCCAACUGUGGUAUCAAGUCUCCUCAGAGCUGUGGUGUGAUUGAGAGGCCGCCCAGUACCAACCAGCAGCAGCAGCAACAACAAUCCCAGAAAAAGGUUUCUCAGCAGCAACAAGCCCCUAACCCUCCACCAUCAGCUGCACCCCCUCCCUCACAGCAACAACAACAACAACAACAGCAGCAGCAGCAGCAGCAGCAGCAGCAGCAGGCCCUGUCUCAGUGCAGCAUGGGCAACGGCUUCUCCUCCACACCGAUGAUCAUGGAGAUCCCCGAGAGCGGAGGUGGAGGAGGGGGCCGCAACCUUUACGAGCGCAUGGGUCAGGACUUUGGCACGGGGGGCUACCCCCAGCCCUCUGCGACAUUCAGCUUGGCCAAACUCCAGCAGCUCACCAACACUAUCAUGGACCCCCACGCCAUGCCCUACUCCCACUCGGCCUCCGUCACCUCUUACGCCACCAGCGUCUCUCUGUCCAACCCUGGGCUGGCCCCGUCACCACACACUCCUCUCCCUCAAGGCCAGCCCACCAUGACCCCGCCUCCCAACUUGACUUCUGGCUCCAUGAACCUGGGUUCUCUACAGCUACAGUGCAACAUGCCCACCGCCAACAUCGGCCUCGGCCCCCCGCCGCACACGCAGCGGCUGCAAGGCCAGAUGGCCACGGUCAAAGGACACAUCUCCAUCCGCUCCAAAGCCACCCAGCAGCUCGCCCCCGCCCCACACCAGCAGCAGCUCUACGGUCGCAGCUCGGGGGCCGUGACCAUGCAGGGCACGCCGCGCACUCUGGCCGUGCAGCGCGGCAUGAUGCCGAACCUCAUGCCCACGCCGGCACCCUACAACUCCAUGAACAUGACGCCCCUGAACGCCAUGUCGGCCGGCUACCGGAUGCCCCAGCCGAUGAUGAACAGCGGUUACCACGGCAACCCCCCUUACAUGAAUCAGCCAGCUCAGUACCCCAUGCAGAUGCAGAUGGGCAUGAUGGGAGGGCAGGGUUACCCGCAACAGCCUAUGCAGCCCAAUCACCACGGCAACAUGAUGUACACUGGCCCCACCCAUCACAGCUACGCCGGCGUCCCCAAACAGUCACCUUACAUGAGCAGAUGAGCAGCGGAGAACUGAAACAAAGGAGUCAUAACGGGACCAGAGCUGAUAAAUCCCUGUACUCUAAAAUGUCCAUUACUCCUGUUGGCCCUCUCCAGUGCCCGACAGGCACGUGUGAGUGUGAGGUGUCGGAGUCAGAGAGGGUUUUGGGUUUCCUCUUUUUCUAUGUUGUAAUUUCGUCCCUUUUUAAUUUGGGCUCGUUCCCCCCCUCCCUCCCAGCUGGCUGUGCUCAGGAGCAGGUCGGCAGGAUUCCAGGGGUUGGGGGUGUGUACAUGGACCGCGGCCGUGCCGGCUUGCGUCACAGGCCUCUGUCAUGUGGUUUCACAUAAGGUCCAGGAACCUCCCCCCCUCGUGAGGAGGAGAGAGAGAGAGAGAAGGAGAUGACGGGAAAGAUACACAGAGAAAGACGAUGCAGGAGUACCUUGCUUUUUUCAGACUGGGAUGAAAAAACAUUGGAAAACUGAAAUAUAUUCAACCAUGCACACAAUCUUUUAAUUGAUAUAGGAAGCCUUACCUUGAAAAAAAAAGAGACAUUGAAUCAUUGUAGGCGAACUCUUUGUUUUUUGUUAAACAAAAUGUUGAAACUUAUUUUUGUUGUCUUUGUUUUUCUUGAUUGUUUUUUUUUUUUUAACUGUGUGCAGUCCGAUCUCGUAUAUGCUUUGGUCUUUAUAUGUGUGGCAUUCUAAAAACGGUGAUACACACCCUCUCUCACGCUCUCACCCAAACACACGGCUUUCCAGCUAAUUCCAGGAAAAGCAGGAGUGAGCACCUCCAGUGUUUGAGGCGUUGAGCUGCAGAGUCCCCGUCUUCCCGGAUCGACAGUGUUGUACCAAAAAAAAAAACACAGCAAAAACAGACGAGAAGAGCCCGUUACUGUCUUAUUAUAUGUCCAUAAAAUGAAACAAGUAGCAUUAUUUUCCAGUUUGCUGCCACUCUGAAAACAUUUAGAUGUAAAUAUUCUGGUACUUCCCGAUAUCCAGCACACACACAAACACACACACGGGCUAGCUUCGGUGGCUAGCACGGGGAAAGUACAACAUUCAGUUGUUGUUGUCCACACUCCACUGACACGCGGUGUACUACGUCAGCCUGUUUUUAGCAGUUUUAGGGAACGCAGAACAAACGGUGGGAUUUACAUUGAACUGCUUUAAGGAGGGUCAGUUAGCGUUAGCUGACCUCCCCCUCAUAAGUGUUAGAGACCCAAAGAGGUCGAGGAGUCUGCUUCUGAAUAGUGUAUUCUGUUGAAUCUUUUUUUUUACUUGAGAUGUAUUUUUCUUUGCUGAAAAAUUCUGCACUCCCAUUGGCUAGAGACAUUUGGCAGUGGACCUUUUGUAAAAGGUGUGCCUGAAUGCCUGAUCUAGUGCACGGUUCGGCCCCUGCAUAGAGGCUCGCUCGUAUGAAAGCAGGGUCCGAGGUAAGAGGUCCUGUGGGUCAUGGCGUUCAGCUGUCAGGAGGGGGCGCGGUCGACCUUGAUGCUCCAUGUACCCGUACUGAAAGUCAAGAGUAGUUUUGAAUUUCCAACAGACCUGACAUGGCAUACUUUCUCUGUAUCGUUCUGUUCUGUACUUCUUUUUUGUUGUGUUUCUUUCUGAAUUUUAUCAGACUGGGCAGCUUUCUUUUAUGACACAAGCUGACUCUUUUUGACUUUAGAAAAACCUAUUGUAGAGAAAAUGUUUUUUCUAUAAUAUAAAAGGAAACUCUUACAUUGAUAUUGGUACUGUCAUUUUUUUCACUUCUGUUUCAGGAACAAAAAAAAUACAUAUUUUUUAGCUCGCCUCUUGGGUAAUACUUACUAAGAAAUUCAAAAUGUAAAAAAAUUACCACUCACUUUUAGUGACUUUAAGAUGCCUUUAACCUCUCCAUUCCAUCUCAUCUCUAGAGUUUUUCUAUCUUUGUGUAGUAUAAUAAUGCUAUUUUAAACAAAAGGACUACAAAUAUCUAAAGGUCACUUGGCAUUCUUUUCUUUUCUUUUUUUACUCGUGUGUGUAAAGGAUGACUUCCUUACAUUUAAGAGGCAUGUAAAAAGGAGCUCAGUAUAUUUCUGUCUGUUUAUAUCGCUUCCCUUUUUGUAUCCUUUGUAAUUGUACAUGUUGCGUUGUAUGCUAAGAGAGAGCGCAAAAAGUAAAGAGGAGGGACAGCUGGUGCACACGGUCAAGGUGGAUAUGCGCUCAGCGGCCUCAACUAUCUACUCUCUCCUUGUAUGUAUUUCCAUUUAUUGUUAUUUUUUUUCUUUCUUUCUUAGCAAGUACUUUCAAGGAACUCUGUACAUUUUAACAUAAAAUGAAAAUAAAUUAUGUUGAGCCA